Mesitornis unicolor (brown roatelo) is the source of this 922-nucleotide messenger RNA. RefSeq names its product angiomotin-like protein 2. Gene Ontology annotation, biological process: establishment of cell polarity involved in ameboidal cell migration; actin cytoskeleton organization; regulation of cell migration. Gene Ontology annotation, cellular component: cytoplasmic vesicle; bicellular tight junction; plasma membrane. The record is from RefSeq and is a predicted model, not a curated record. Lineage: Eukaryota; Metazoa; Chordata; Aves; Mesitornithiformes; Mesitornithidae.
CGCAUCCAGAAGCUGGAGAGCGAGAUCCAGCGCAUCUCGGAGGAUUACGAAAACCUCGUCAAGGCGUCCGCCAAGCGGGAAGCCUUGGAGAAAGCCAUGAGGAACAAGAGAGAUGGCGAAAUGCGGCGCCUCCAGGACUUCAACAGGGACCUGAAAGAACGGUUGGAAUCGGCAAACAAGCAGCUGGCCAUCAAGAGCCAGGAAAGCCAGGAGAGCAACCAGGGCAGUGUGGCCAAACUCCUGGCGCAGAGUAAGUCCCCGGGGGAUGCCCAUCCUCGCCCUAGGCAGACCAGUGCUGCGGGUGGGGGGAUGCCGGAGCUGAGUGCCCACAUGCUCUUGGAACAGCUGCGGGAGAAGGAGGAGAAGAUCCUGGCCCUGGAGGCUGACAUGACCAAGUGGGAGCAGAAGUACCUGGAGGAGUGCACCAUGCGGCAGUUCGCCAUGGACGCAGCGGCCACCGCGGCCGCUCAGCGCGACACCACCCUCAUCAGCCAUUCCCCGCAGCACUCCCCCAACAGCAGCUUCAACGAGGUCCUGCCCAGCCACAAGCACCAGGAGAUGGAGAACAGGUUGAAAGCCCUUCAUGCCCAAAUCCUGGAGAAGGAUGCUGUCAUCAAGGUCCUGCAGCAGCGCUCACGGAGGGACCCCAGCAAAGCCCUGCAGGGUUCCCUGCGGCCGGCCAAGUCUGUCCCCUCUGUCUUCACUGCCUCGGCCGCCCCGAGCUGGCCAGGGGCUGGCCAGAGUGACCGCCUGGCCGAGGGCAGCGCACGGGGCAGCACAGCAGGCAAAGCCAGCGCUGAAGGAGCAGCAGUGCCCACCACCCUUCCCUUGCCCUCCCAUGCCAAGCACGGCAGCAAGGACAGCAGCACGCAGACGGAUGGGGCAGCUGAGAGCAGUGGCCAGGGCGAGGACACCGAGCGGG